UCGAGGAGCAACUUUUAGUUCUGAGCAAUGUUAAAAGUUCUGUAGAAAUGUUGCUAAAAUAUCUGGAUAUCCUAGUGUUGCUGAGUUUAAUGCAGUGUUUUGAAAAAUAUACAACUAUACCUUCUUAUCAAGAGAGAGCUGAGCAGUUAAUGAAAACUACUGCCUUGAUUGAUGGACAUAAUGACAUACCGUGGCAGCUGAGGAAGAGAGUGCACAAUGAUCUUUCUGCAAUAGACCUUAAAACAUGGAAUGUUACCCACACCAACAUUGAGAAGCUCCGGGCUGGUCUGAUUGGUGCUCAGUUUUGGGUUGCAUAUGUGCCGUGUAAUACACAGAACAAAGAUGCAGUGCGUCAUGCAUUGGAGCAAAUUGAUGUGAUAAAGAGAAUGGUACAGAUGUUCCCAGAAGAUUUUCAGCUAACAACAACAGCUGAUGGAAUCACAGAAGUAUUUCAUAGUGGUAAAAUAGCCAGCCUUAUUGGUGUGGAAGGUGGACAUGGAAUUGACAACAGUCUCGGAGCUUUGCGCAUGUUCUAUGAACUUGGAGUCCGUUACCUGACAUUAACACAUACUUGUAACACACCAUGGGCAGAUACCAGCAGAGUGGACAGUGGUAGUGUAAAACCCGGUGUCACUGGAUUAUCUGAUUUUGGUAAAAAAGUUGCAGAAGAAAUGAAUCGUCUGGGAAUGCUGAUCGAUCUAUCUCAUGUCUCUGAAGAUACAAUGUUAGCUGCAUUUGAAGUGUCAGCGGCUCCUGUCAUUUUCAGUCAUUCAUCUGCAUUUGCUUUAUGCAACAACUACCGAAAUGUGCAAGAUAAGGUUUUACGUAAGCUGGCAAACAAUUCAGGCAUUGUGAUGGUAAAUUUUUAUCCUGAUUUUAUUUCUUGCAACGGAACUGCCACCCUAUCCCAAGUGGCAGAUCAUCUUGACCACAUUCGAAAUGUGGCUGGUGCAGAUCAUGUAGGCAUCGGGAGUGACUUUGAUGGUUUUGACAGGGGUCCUAUUGGACUAGAAGACGUUUCAAAAUAUCCUGCGUUAAUUGCUGAGCUUCUCCAGCGGAACUGGACUGAAAAAGACAUUAAAAAGCUGCUUGGUUUAAACUUUCUCCGAGUUUUUGAAAAAGCUGAAGAAGUAAGCAGACAGCUUCAGAAAACCAGCAUGCCAUCAAAUUAUGUCAUUGAUCAGGAUAAGGUGCAAAGUCCAUGCAGAACAUCUCUUGGCUAUCCAUCCGCAGCUCCUCACCAUCCUCGUUUCCUUAUUAUCAUUAACACGGUCAUGUUCAUUUUUUCCUUAACAGCAACCAGAAGUUAAAGUAAUAAUCAGAAAGAUGCAAUAUUAGAAAUAAAUUUAUAACAUUAAACAUGUAUAGCAAACAGAAGUUCACAAAAAGACUAUCAUAACUGUACCUCAGGAAAUGAGCUGUGCGAAAAAAUAACCUAUUCAUAUUUCUAAUACCAUAUCAUAGAAUUCACAGUGUGGAAGCAGGGCAUUCAGCCCACACUGACCCUCUGAAAAGCACCCCACCCAAACCCACUCCCCUAACCUAUCCUUCUAACCCUGCAUUUUCCAUAGCUAAUCCAUUUAGCCUGCACAUCCUUGGACAUUAUGGGUAAUUGCAUGACUUUGCUGCAAGACUAGUAAGUAGGCUGAUGUGCUUUAGUAUGUAUCAAUUUCACCUCUGAAUCACAAGACUCUGAGUUCAAGUUACACUCUAGAGUCUUGAGCAAAACUAUCUAGGCUGAGAGCCAGUAUAUACUGAGGAGUGCUGCACUGAUGGAAGUUCAACCAUUUAUGAAUAAGACAUUAAACUGUGGUCUUGCCUGCCUUUGAAGAUGGACACAGAAGAUCCUAAUGACAUUAAUUUGAAAUAGAUAAGUGAGUUAUCCAAUAUAAUGUUCAAUGUUUAUCCCAUGAUCAAACUGCAAAAACAGAUUACCUUAACAGUAUCACAUUUCUACUGGUAACAGCUUGUUGACCACAAAAGGACAAUCAUUUUGCCUAUGUCACAAUACUGUCUAUGUCAAAAUGUACUGCAUUCGCUGUACAGAGUUUUGGAUUUCUGCAGAUUUUGAAAAAUGCAAUGUUAAUGCAAGCUUUGUAUUUACCUUGGUUAAAACUGAAACCAUGUAAUGUCUUGCUUUCAAUUAGCAAAUAAAGAGCAGUGAGAAAGCA
This is a messenger RNA of Chiloscyllium plagiosum (whitespotted bambooshark), 2171 nucleotides long. Its product is annotated as dipeptidase 1-like. The record is from RefSeq and is a predicted model, not a curated record. Lineage: Eukaryota; Metazoa; Chordata; Chondrichthyes; Orectolobiformes; Hemiscylliidae. Gene Ontology annotation, molecular function: metallodipeptidase activity. Gene Ontology annotation, biological process: proteolysis.